Cucurbita maxima (winter squash) is the source of this 2199-nucleotide messenger RNA. Its product is annotated as beta-ureidopropionase. NCBI's taxonomy places the organism in Eukaryota, Viridiplantae, Streptophyta, Magnoliopsida, Cucurbitales, Cucurbitaceae. The record is from RefSeq and is a predicted model, not a curated record. Gene Ontology annotation, molecular function: beta-ureidopropionase activity. The coding region runs from base 1047 to 2057 and encodes 336 amino acids. The transcript is spliced from 5 exons.
UGCUUGAGUUUCUUUGAUAGCAUUGAUUACAUGUUAUUUUCAAUGCAGAAACCAUAUUAAUAUUUGUGCCAGCUUUAGUAAGAAUAUGAUUUGGUUCCUGAGAUUUGUUUCUCCUGAAGCAUUUAGCAAUCUCUAUGAUUCUAUCUUUUGUUUUUAUUGUUUAGUUGUGAUGCUUUCGUUGGUAAUCCAUCAUUUUCAUGUUGAAGUACACGCAAAGCAAUGAAUUGAAGGUUUGUUUUUAAUGGACCACUGAAAGAAGUAAUGGAGAUCAAUAAAGGAACUUCUGUAAUCCUAUUUCUUAUGUUUCCUAGAGAACCUAUGUCAUCUGUGCAGUCUCUUAUAUUUGACAUCCAUCGUUCUCCAUCUCUCUCUUUUACAAAAACAAAAAGAGAAAAGAUUAAAAUAAUUCUAAUGUAUGAUAGCAAGUCAGACCUUUUGGUCAUUUUAACUCAUUAAUUAUCCAGAUAAUGCCUGUACUAUUAGGAUACCAUAAGAUUUUUGUGGCAUUUGAAAGCCUCCAUCCGAAAUCUUAUAAGAAAAUGCACUAUGCAAAAUAAUUUUGGGACCUACAGACUUCUAUACUGAUCUAUGUCAAUAUCAUAGCAUUUUUUAUUAACUUCCCAACAUUUAUAUGAUGAUAGUGUCACGGUCAUGCUUGUCCAAAGCGUGUUACCUAUGACCACAUAUUUUUUAUUGUGUUGUGUUAAUAUGGGGGUGUGUAUGACCGGUCACCAAAAUCAUGUCUACAUCUGCCACGGCUAAAAUGUCCCAAAAUAUACGGUAGGGGAUGUGACUAGUUGUCAAUUCUUCCUACCCAAGUUGUAUGCUAUCAAAGCCGUAGUUGUUGCCUACUUGCUUUUAGUUUAUAACAUUGCUUUCUUUAAAGUUGUUUUCAACGUAUUUCCUCGCUCACGUUUGCUAAAACAUUUCUCUCAAACGUGACUCGACGCUCGAGCAUACGCCAAUAUUGUCCGCAUAGUGCGAAUUUCACACCGCUGACUUGUUCGCUGGAUUAGAACAAGUGCCACAGCAAGAGCAAGAGUGCAAUGGCUUUCUGCUUUCACGCUGACAAGGAAUCAGUGAGAGAACCUCGAAUAGUAAGGGUGGGUCUCAUUCAAAAUUCUAUUGCUCUUCCGACAACUGCUCCCUUUUCAAACCAAAAGAAGGCUAUUUUUGAGAAAGUAAAGCCAAUCAUUGAGGCAGCAGGUGCUUCUGGAGUCAACAUAUUGUGCUUGCAAGAAGCAUGGAUGAUGCCAUUUGCUUUCUGUACCCGGGAGAAGGGGUGGUGUGAAUUUGCAGAGCCAGUUGAUGGGGAAUCGACACAGUUUCUUCAGGAUCUUGCAUCAAGAUACAACAUGGUUAUUGUAAGUUCCAUUCUUGAGAGAGAUGUUAAUCACGGAGAAACUUUGUGGAAUACUGCCCUUGUUAUUGGAAAUAAUGGAAACAUAAUUGGCAAGCAUCGCAAGAACCAUAUACCAAGAGUUGGCGACUUUAAUGAAAGCACAUACUAUAUGGAAGGAAACACCGGGCAUCCUGUGUUCGAGACAGCCUACGGGAAAAUUGCAAUAAAUAUAUGUUAUGGGAGGCACCACCCUUUGAACUGGUUAGCUUUCGGCUUAAAUGGUGCUGAGAUUGUUUUCAAUCCUUCGGCGACCGUUGGUGAACUCAGCGAACCAAUGUGGCCUAUUGAGGCCCGAAAUGCUGCAAUAGCAAAUAUUUAUUUUGUCGGAUCGAUCAAUCGUGUUGGGACCGAGAUUUUCCCGAAUCCAUUCACUUCAGGCAAUGGGAGACCGCAGCAUACAGAUUUCGGUCACUUUUAUGGAUCCAGCCAUUUCUCUGCACCAGAUGCAUCUUGCACUCCCUCACUCUCUCGUUUUCGAGAUGGUUUAUUAAUCUCUGACAUGGAUCUUAACUUGUGUAGGCAGCUGAAAGAUAAAUGGGGGUUCCGAAUGACUGCUCGGUACGAGUUGUAUGCCGAAAUGCUCGCUCGGUAUCUAAAACCUGAGUUUGAGCCUCAAGUCAUUUCUGAUCCUUUGUUAAACAAGAAGGCUUCUUGAAGAAUAGGCAACUGGUAAGUUACCUAUCAAACAUUUUCUAAUCCAAUGGGAAAAGUAUGCUCACCUUCGCUUCUGUUCGUAAGCUUUGCUCAUAUUUUACAUGAAAGAAAUGAAAUAAUAAACGCAUUAUGCUGAUGGAUAG